This is a messenger RNA of Cryptotermes secundus, 2722 nucleotides long. RefSeq names its product coiled-coil domain-containing protein 77. The transcript has 7 exons. The record is from RefSeq and is a predicted model, not a curated record. Gene Ontology annotation, cellular component: centrosome. The coding region runs from base 536 to 2014 and encodes 492 amino acids. Lineage: Eukaryota; Metazoa; Arthropoda; Insecta; Blattodea; Kalotermitidae.
GUUGGUGACAGAGGAUAGUUUCUAACGGAAUUUUCACAGGUUUUGAAUGUUGUUCGUAGUUUGUACAUGUUAAUAUUGUGUAAUACUGAGUUGUAAGAGACUGAAGGAAACCCACAUUUGUGAAAAUGGCGCUUUACCCGAUUAUAAUAAUAAAGAUAUGAAUUCUGAUUUGAGAUGUGCAUGUCUCAAACUCAUGUCUACUUUUUGCCACAAAUUGAGUUCACCUGGUGUCUACUUCUUAUGUUUAAUUUCAAAUAAGUUAGGAUUAGCUUGAACAUCACAUUUUGCCAUACAGCCCUAAUUAGGAUGGAAGCAAAAAAUGUUCAAGCUGUAUUGAGAAGAAUUCGUAGAACACUUAUUUGCAUGGAAGUUCAUUAUUUCAGAAUGCUAUUGAAAGUCUGAAAAGUCCUGUCGUACUAGUGCGAAAUUCGUGGAAGUGGAUAAGCAACGAAAAUAUGUGUCAGGUGUUGAUAUACCAUCCCGUGAAUGUCCUGGUGAAUACUUAUUAACAAGAGAACGGUGUUUGGCCUUGAACAUGUCUGCAUUGAGGAAGCCACCCAGUCAGCAGCAUCUUAGAAAUACAAAAUCCUUUGAAUCAGGGAAGAGGGAAAUGGGUCCUUCGAACAAGUCAUUAUGGGAUGAAGUACAUUCCUACCAACAAGAUGCUCCAAAGUUUCCAACAGUAGAACAACAACUUGAGCACUUAAUACCAUCAAAGGAAUUACUGCUGCAUUACAGAGAAAAAAUUGUGCAACUGAAUAAUGAUUACCAUGCCUUGAUAGAGAGAGUAGAUCAGUGCCAGUCUUUAUGUGAUUUAAGCUUUCAACUAGAGCAAGAUGUGGCGUGUCGCAAUUCUGAAGUAUCUAAGUUGCAGCAAACAGUGAGUGACCUUCAAGUUUAUGUGCAGCAGGAACGUGAACAUGUCUUACGAUUGUCUGCUGAAAAUGAUGGACUGCAAGUACAUGUGGCAGAGGACCAGAAGAAAAUUGCACUCCUCUUAUCCCUGAACCAUAUGACUGAACAUGACAUUGUAUAUCUUUCAUCUUUUCCACAACGUAGGGUGGACCAGUCUCAGUUUAUUCAUGGGGUAAGAAAUGUGAAGGACAAAUACAAACAAGAUACCAGUAACAGUUCACCUGAUGUUAACGGUAAACUUGAUCCAGACAGAGCCUCUAUAGAGGCCACUGCUCUCUGUGCCCAGUUGGAAGAACGUGUUAAGGUUCUUCAUAACCAAGUGCUCUCCCUUUUAAAAGACAGAGAAAUUAGCUGGAAGGAAAGAAAUUUAGAACAGAGAAGACUUCAGGAACAAGUAUGUGCUCUUUCUAACAGAUUAAAAGAUACUCAAGAUAAAUUGUGUGAUGUCACAAAAGAGCUGGUUGAAUGUAAAAAAGACAGUGGGAAUAAGGAACUCAAAUGGAUGAUUGAAAGGAAUAAAAUAUUGCAGAAUUUGGAACUGUGUCAGGAGAGGCUAGGAGAGACUUAUCCAUCUGUGUCAGGUUUUGCUGUGUCAGGAAGUGGCAGCAACUUGAAACCGAAAUCCAGUUCACAACUUUGUGCAGAGAUUCAUUCUUUAAAGGAUCAGCUGCAGCAAAAAGAUAGCUUACUUUCCAUGUGCCAAGAGCAAUGUAUACAGUUAAAUGAAGAGGCAACGAAGUGGAAAGAGCAAGUAGAUAUCAGCAAGAAAAUGUUUCGGGACAAAACCCAGAAGCUAGCUGGACAGGUGACAUAUGUGAAAAACAAAUAUAAUGACCUAGAUCGACGCAGGAAGUUGGAAGCAGAAGGUUUCGUCAAUGACACAAGAAUCUUAAGAGGACGUCUACGAGAUAUAGAGAAAAACGUUAGAAAAUUCUUCCUUAAACAAGCGCCAUCUCAAACAGCUGAUCCUACCAAUGAAGACCUUUUCUUAACAGCUCGACAAACUAGGGCCCAGUCACAGCAACUUGAACGAGAAUUAAGGGACAUUAAGAAAAGAAUUGAAGCAAUUGAAAUUGAUAUUGGAGAUGGUGAAGUAUAGCAGAGCUGUACAGCUUCUGUUCAGUAACUAUAGCAAAACUGGCCCUCAGCCUGCAUGUCUGAAUUUGUGGUGUGUGAGAAGAAAUUACAAUACAGCAGAAUCUGAAGAAUAGAAAAAUGAAUUGUCUUGUUUGGCUGUUUGCAUGAAUUCUUGAAUUUUUUAAGCUGGAAAAUAAUGGUAUUACUUCUGUGUUCUUUAUAUGUUAAGUAGAGAGAAAACUAUUUCAUUCUUAUGCUUACAUAUUGGAGUCUUUGGUUUUAAAUAUACUGAAUUCUAUAAUGGGAUGAUAAUGUAAAAAAUUAGAAAUAUACAGGCACCCAUAACAAAACAAAUGGAACCCCAAGAUAUAUUGCAGUUUCUUUCAGUGUAAACACUAUGACAGGGACAGCAUACCAGUCUUUAAGUGAAUCUUGAGAUAUGAAGAAUUCCCCUAGUUUAGAGCAGUAAUUGAUGAUCAAACACAGUAAUUCAGAGCUACUGAUAUGCCACUUUAAUCCAUCAUGUUAAAUUGGACAGGAUGGAUUACAGUUAAGAAAAAGAGAUGCAUACAAUGUCCUAGUCUUUAACAUUCUAGUUCAGUCAGACCUUUCAGGAAGGAAAAGUGAUGAUUCCUGCUUUGGUCACCCUACUUUAUUAUGUGCACCCAAACAUAUUGUCACAUGUUUUGUGUAUAACGCGACGAGUAACUUCACGCCGUAUUUGAUAUAU